GGUGGCGGCGGCGGCGGCCAGGUUAGGCGAGGCGAGGCGGAGGAGUGCGCCGUGUCGGCUGAAGGUGGCCGGUGGAGGUGUGAGGGUGGCAAGGUACUGGGAAGUAGCCAGGCCGGAGGGGCCGCCGCCGCCGCCAUGCAGGAAAUCAUCGCCAGCGUGGACCACAUCAAAUUCGACCUGGAGAUCGCGGUGGAGCAGCAGCUAGGGGCACAGCCGCUGCCCUUCCCGGGCAUGGACAAGUCAGGGGCUGCUGUCUGUGAAUUCUUUUUGAAAGCUGCCUGUGGCAAAGGGGGCAUGUGCCCAUUUCGCCACAUUAGUGGUGAGAAGACAGUGGUGUGCAAACACUGGCUACGGGGACUGUGUAAGAAGGGGGACCAGUGUGAGUUCCUGCACGAGUAUGAUAUGACCAAGAUGCCUGAGUGCUACUUCUACUCGAAGUUUGGAGAGUGCAGCAACAAGGAGUGCCCCUUUCUGCACAUCGACCCCGAGUCCAAGAUCAAGGACUGCCCUUGGUACGACCGUGGCUUUUGCAAGCAUGGUCCCCUGUGUAGGCACCGGCACACGCGGAGAGUUAUCUGUGUGAAUUACCUCGUGGGAUUCUGCCCGGAGGGGCCCUCAUGUAAAUUCAUGCACCCUCGAUUUGAACUGCCAAUGGGAACCACCGAGCAGCCCCCACUGCCACAGCAGACGCAGCCUCCAACCAAGCAAAGUAACAAUCCGCCAUUACAAAGGUCGUCCUCCUUGAUCCAGUUAACGAGUCAGAACUCUUCUCCCAAUCAGCAGAGAGCCCCGCAGGUCAUCGGGGUCAUGCAGAGUCAAAACAGCAGUGCAGGCAACAGGGGACCCCGGCCGCUGGAGCAGGUCACGUGUUACAAGUGUGGUGAAAAAGGACACUACGCCAACAGAUGCACCAAAGGGCACUUGGCCUUUCUCAGUGGACAGUGACAGCAGCUGGAGACAGCUCAGAACAGCCCAAGGGGCCCCAUUUUGGAGACCACUCUGGGCCGUCCUUGGAAGUGUGCAUUUAACUGUUCAAUGCCAGUGUU
Messenger RNA from Artibeus jamaicensis (Jamaican fruit-eating bat), 1046 nucleotides. It is a transcript of the gene CPSF4, whose product is annotated as cleavage and polyadenylation specific factor 4. The transcript is spliced from 8 exons. Gene Ontology annotation, molecular function: RNA binding; zinc ion binding. Lineage: Eukaryota; Metazoa; Chordata; Mammalia; Chiroptera; Phyllostomidae. The record is from RefSeq and is a predicted model, not a curated record. Bases 136 to 945 code for a protein of 269 amino acids. Gene Ontology annotation, cellular component: mRNA cleavage and polyadenylation specificity factor complex.